UAAGUACCUGCUUUUUUUUUUUAAUGACUGAAUUAUACAGAGGGCAACAUGAUUUACAAAUUAAGCAUUAGUAAUAUUGUCUCAAAAUACCACUGAAGGUGUGUGGAAUUAAUGUAAUGGACCUGUUUGUCAGAUCAUACUAUCAAAAAAACAGAAAACAAUUUGUGAAAAAUGCGUAAGAGCUGAAACUAAAACAUGUUAAGAAUUAUUAGUCAUGCAGAAAUACAACUUCCAUUAAAAUGAAAAAGAGUAACAUUUAUGCCUGUAAAUAACCCCUUGUGUUAAAGCAAUUCUGCUGUAGGUAAAAAUAUGAAUUAAUGGUACAGAUUUGACAUUCUGAGUAGUCCUGGCCAUAUGCAGGCACGAAAGAGCCAAGAUUCUGUACGAAUCUGUAUCUGCUGGAUAAUUGCUCCAGUUUAGUUCUGACAAGCUGGUAAGUAGAAAAGCUUUAAAAAUCGCACUUUACUAUUUUUGUGUGUAACUGUGUAUGGUGAGUAGGUGUAUGUUCCGGGGAAGUUGCUCCAUCCCUGUUAAUCCGGCAGUUCCAUCCCUCAGGAACUUCUACUUUUGCAGAACUUUCUGUGCAAGCAGAAGCGCCGCUGCCAGAGCGGCGCCAUCGCUACGGCGGGAACCGGCACCACUGCGAGCCAGAGACAACGUGACCCGAGAAACACAGAAGCUGGAGCGCUGGAAACGGCACUUUGGGGGAGAAAACUGAAACCCAGCCUGCAAGCGGCCGGGCCCGGCUGUCCGCUGCCCACAGGCCGGGCGGCCUCCGCGCCCCACCCCGCCCCGACACGCGGGUUUCCCCGCUGCGGCCCCGGGUGCGCGGCGGGAUGGCGGCGGCGCUGCUGGACCUGGCGCACUGGAGCACCUGGGCGGUGUGCGCCGUCAUCAAGCUGCCGCAGCUGGCGGCGGUGCUGAGGGCCGGCUCGGCGCGGGGGGUCAGCGUGGGCAGCGUUCUGCUGGAGCUGGCCGGCUUCCUUGUGUUUCUGAGGUACCAGAUCUAUUAUGGUUACCCUCUGCAGACAUACCUGGAAUAUCCCAUCAUCAUUGCACAAGAUGUCAUUCUCCUUUUGUUUAUUCUGCGUUUCAGUGGAAACAUGAAACGAGCUUUGUUCUAUGCAGUCACAUUCUGGGGGGGCUGGUACAUGCUAACACUGCGGAAGUGGAUAAUAGACCUGGCCAUGAACUUGUGCACAUUCAUCAGUGCGGCCAGUAAGCUGGCUCAGCUGCGGUGUCUCUGGCAGACAAAAGAUUCUGGACAAGUGAGCGCCUUGACCUGGAGUAUGUCUGCAUACACCUGCGCAACAAGAAUAGUUACAACGGUAAUGACUACGAAUGAUCUCGCAGUUCUCAUCCGUUUCAUAACCAUGCUCAUUCUCAAUAUUUGGGUCACAGCCACAAUCCUGCACUACAGGAAAACUAAAAAGACUGAUUAGAAGACACUCAAAAACACACAACACAGUUAUCUUCAAAAAAACCUGAUAUAAUUAAGCUUAAAUAACAGAACAAAGGUUGAGGAAGCUCGCUCUCUCUUAAGCCUAGUAUUUAUCCCUAAGCAUAAUUGGUAGAGUCAUGCUUACUUUCUCUUAGAAAUAAUACUGAUAAGAUACUUAAUUUAAGCAGCAUAUUUUUAUUGGUCAUUUAAGACAAGUUUCACUGAUACCACAUUUUCUCUGGACUUUUUUACUAAAGGAACAAGGUAUUUUGUAUUUAGAUGGUCAUUGUAUCACUUCAGUACUUUCUGGUUACAUAUAAGCAAUUUUCUUCAAUUAUACAAGAGCAAUUUUGCAACAACAUAUCAACCCGUCUUUCUGCCUCUGCUGCCAGUUUGAAAAACAGAUGUUUGUCAUCUUCUUGCAAGCAACUCAAUUAGUUAGACAUUAACUAUUUGUAUUUUAGGAUGAAAAAAAUCUGAGUCAAGGCCCGAUCCAAAAUAAGGUUCUAAAUGUUUUACUAUAUCACAAAUGCAGUUAGUUGGGAUUGUAGCACUUACAUGCAACACUUAAAUAGUACAGUUUAUACAGUUGAUACAGGAUACGUGUGGCUACUUCCUUCAAAAUACCCUGCUUUUAUUAGGAUAAGAGCAAACACUCAACUAUGAAUAAUUCUUUUUCAACCUGAGCUCUCAUUCACUGGACAUACUCUUUUGGGAACAGCAGAGACUCCAGUGUAUAGGAAUUAAUGCAACUUUGACCAAUAGAGUUAAAAAUUGUGUUCAAGCAAAGUUCCCGAACUGAUCCCCCGACCCCCCCAGUGCAAUCCGUACCGACCGUGACCGUUUACACGUACAGCUUGGGGCAUCACAGCAGACUCCUCUCCAGCCGUUAUCAGUUUCUGACGGUACCGCUCUGUGCUUUGUUAGUUUUUAGCCUGUCUGGGCUAAGCGGGCUGAAGAACACAAAGACUUCACAUCAAUUUCUACUUUGGAUAUUCUAAUCAAUUGGUAGUAGUGUAUCAAAAAAGGGAAAAAGGAUACACUUGAGAUUAAUUAGGGUUUUUGCUUUUGGAAGUAAUGCCUUUCCACCCAAAAGUUACAGAAGUAAUCCUAGAGCUCGCCUUCAAUUCUCAUUACAUUCUCUAAAAUGAAAAGAUACGCCUUUUCAGGAGUUCUUACAGUACUACUGUUAAAACCAAGGCACCCUCGGUCCUGACACCCCUGAAAACUAUGGGAAGACUGCACUGACAUUUCAGGCAGGUUUUUCCUGCAAUGUGCUAAAUUACUGGACUCUUGUGGAAGAGCGGGAUCUGCAAAAGCAGAUGUUUCCGCCUGUGUGCACUCAGCAGACUGAGACCUUCACCAUCAGAAAACGGAGCUGCUUUGUAAACUGAUUCUAGAGUGUGUGUGUGUGUGGGGAAGAGGUAUGUCUGUGGACAUAAGAUUUCAUGUAUCUCACAUUACUGAGAGCAAGUUCAGAGAUGAGGAUUUUUUACUGCUUCAGUAAAAUGUGUGUUUCCACGGUGGUUGACAGAGUAACUGUAAACAUCCUGUUACUGAUUUGACUAACGCUGUAUAAAAUAUCUGAAGUGGUCUAAAUGGUGGCAGGGGGCAUGUGGUACAUUUUCCAGGUCAUACUAAUAAAUGCUAUUCUUCAUGAUUGAUUAA
Tyto alba (common barn owl) is the source of this 3109-nucleotide messenger RNA. RefSeq names its product solute carrier family 66 member 3 (gene SLC66A3). The record is from RefSeq and is a predicted model, not a curated record. The transcript is spliced from 7 exons. Lineage: Eukaryota; Metazoa; Chordata; Aves; Strigiformes; Tytonidae. The coding region runs from base 837 to 1442 and encodes 201 amino acids.